This is a messenger RNA of Pseudoliparis swirei, 4391 nucleotides long. RefSeq names its product sema domain, seven thrombospondin repeats (type 1 and type 1-like), transmembrane domain (TM) and short cytoplasmic domain, (semaphorin) 5Ba (gene sema5ba). Gene Ontology annotation, biological process: axon guidance; positive regulation of cell migration; axon extension. Gene Ontology annotation, molecular function: semaphorin receptor binding; chemorepellent activity. NCBI's taxonomy places the organism in Eukaryota, Metazoa, Chordata, Actinopteri, Perciformes, Liparidae. Bases 330 to 2927 code for a protein of 865 amino acids. The record is from RefSeq and is a predicted model, not a curated record. The transcript is spliced from 15 exons.
CUGGUGAUGUUACCUGAUGAUGUUACCUGACGGUGUUACCUGAUGAUGUUACCUGAUGGUGUUACCUGAUGGUGUUACCUGAUGGUGUUACCUGGUGAUGUUACCUGAUGAUGUUACCUGACGGUGUUACCUGACGGUGUUACCUGAUGGUGUUACCUGACGGUGUUACCUGACGGUGUUACCUGAUGGUGUUACCUGAUGAUGUUACCUGAUGGUGUUACCUGAUGGUGUUACCUGAUGAUGUUACCUGAUGGUGUUACCUGAUGAUGUUACCUGACGGUGUUACCUGAUGAUGUUACCUGACGGUGUUUACCUGAUGAUGUUCCCUGAUGAUGUUCCCUGACGGUGUUCCCUGCCCCCCCCCAGAGCCCCACUUCGUGUCGGCCUACGCCAUCGGCCUCUUCACCUUCUUCUUCCUGAGGGAGCGCUCCGUGGAGCCGGCCUGUGGCCAGGUGUUGUCCCGCGUGGCGCGCGUGUGCCAGAACGAUGUGGGCGGCCGCUUCCUGCUGGAGGACACCUGGACCACCUUCAUGAAGGCCCGCCUCAACUGCUCCCGGCCCGGGGAGGGCGACGCCCCCUUCUACUACGACGAGCUGCAGAGCACCUUCUACCUGCCGGAGCAGGACCUGCUCUACGGCAUCUUCACCACCAACGGUAACAGCAUCGCGGCGUCGGCGGUCUGCGCCUUCAACCUGAGCGCCAUCACUCAGGCCUUCAACGGGCCCUUCAGGUCCCAAGAGAACCCCAGAUCCACCUGGCUGCCCACCAGCAACCCCACACACGACUUCCAGUGUGAGACCAUCCAGGAGGCGGGGCCUAACGAGGGCCUGACCCAGCGCAGCCUGCAGGACGCACAGCGCCUCUACCUGAUGCAGCUGGUCGUGCAGCCGCAGAGCGCCGCGCCGCUGGUGCUGCAGGACGCCGUGCGCUUCGUCAGCCUGGCGGUGGACAUCGUGCAGGGCAAGGACUCGCUGUACCACGUCCUGUACAUCAGCACGGAAUACGGCACCAUCUUGAAGGCUCUGGCGACGCCCAACAAGAACCUGCAGGGCUGCUACCUGGAGGAGAUGGAGCUCCUCCCACUGGGGCAGCGGCAGCCAAUCCUGAGCCUGCAGAUCCUGCACAGCGACCGCUCUCUCUUCGUGGGGCUCGAGGACCGGGUCCUGAAGAUCCCUCUGGAGAGGUGCGCCACCUACAGGACGGAGACCCUGUGCCUGGAGGCCAGGGACCCGUACUGCGGGUGGGACGCCCCCCGGCGCCGCUGCAGCAGCCUGGAGGAGAGCUCCAACAUGAGCCAGUGGAGGCAGGACAUCUCCACCUGCCCGCUGCGUAACCAAACCACCAAUGGGGGCUUCGGGCCGUGGGCGCCAUGGCAACCGUGCAACAACGACGACAGCGUGGACGGCGUGAGCUCGUGCUCCUGUCGGUCCAGGUCAUGUGACAGCCCCGCCCCCCGCUGCGGAGGCGGAGCCUGUGGAGGCGCCACCAUCCAAGUCUCCAACUGCUCCAGGAACGGCGGCUGGACCCCGUGGUCGUCAUGGGGACAGUGCAGCACCACCUGUGGGACGGGCUUCGAGCUCCGUCAGCGCUCCUGUAACAACCCGUCACCUCGCCACGGGGGCCGGGUGUGUGUGGGGCCGGGCCGCGACGAGAGGUUCUGUAACGAGGGCGUCUCAUGUCCUCAGCCCAUCUUCUGGUCGCCAUGGGGAUCCUGGACCAAGUGCAGCACCGCGUGUGGGGGCGGAGUCAACUCCAGGGUCCGCAGCUGUGAGAACGGAAACAGCUGCCCGGGAUGUGCACUGGAGUACAAGGCGUGUCACCUGGAGGCGUGUCCUGAGGUGAGGAGGAACACGCCGUGGACUCCGUGGAUGCCGGUGAACGUGACUCAGGGCGGCGCCCGGCAGGAGCAGCGCGUCCGCUUCCUGUGCCGGGCGCCGCUGGCCGACGGCCACGAGCUGCAGGUCGGCCGCCGCAAGGUGGAGACGCGUUUCUGCCCCAACGACGGGACGGCAUCCUGCGAGACGGACACGCUCGUGGAGCAGCUCCUGAAGACGCCGGUCUCGAGGGCCCCGGCCUUUGAGCCUCCUCUGGGAGACUUCCUCUGGCCUCCUCUGGUUCUCCUCCUGAAGCUACGGAGCGGAGGAGGGCCUGCAGCGGGCCGGAGGGCCAGGGCCCCGCAACACUGCAGGAGUCGCUGGACUACCAGGACUGCAACCUGCAGGCCUGUCCCGGUGAGGCCCCGGGGUCAGGGAUCUCAGUGCUCUGUGGGAUGCGGCGGCGGUCACCACCAACGCACGCGCUCCUGCAGCCGCCCGCCGCCGGCCAGCGGGGGGGACAUCUGCCUGGGGCUGCACACCGAGGAGGCGCUCUGCAACACACACACCUGUGACGGCCGCCUCAUGGGCGCCGGCGGCCUGCAGGCGAGGAGGCGGGCCUGCGGCGCCCCGGCCGGCGCCCCGUGUGUCGGGAACAGCAGCCAGCGCAGGGACUGCAACCAGAGCCCCGUCAUCCUCCCCGCCUCUGGUUUUGACAAGGACCAGCAGUGUGGAGCCUUCACCUCCGUCCACCUCAUUGCCACGGGCGUGUCCUGCUUCCUGGGGGCGGGGCUUCUGUCCUUCCUGGUCUACAUCUACUGUCAGCGGUUCCACAAGCCGUCGCAAGAGUCGGCCGUCAUCCACCCGACGACGCCCAACCACCUCAACUACAAGGGCCACGCCCCCAAGAACGACAAGUACACGCCCAUGGAGUUCAAGACCCUCAACAAGAACAAUCUGCAGCCGGACGAGCGCUCCAACUUCUACGCCGCUCCGCUGCAGCAGCCCAACGUCUACACCACCACCUACUACCCCACGCCGCUGGGCAAGUUCGACUACCAGCCCAACUCCUCCCCCUCGCCGUGCCGGACCUACACCCAGAACAACAGCUGAGACCCCCAAUGGACCCCCAUGGACCCCCAAUGGACCCCCCAUGGAGACAUCACGUGAACCGGAGCGCUUCAGGAACGUUCCAUCAGGAGCUGCGUUGGUUUGGACCACGAGGUCCGUGUCGUGGUGCGUUCAGGGACAUAUGCAGCCUGACUGGAUUCAGCAGGUCCGUGUGUGUUUGGUGGGGCCUUCGGGUCGAGACUCUUUGUUGGGACCAGAACUCCUGGAGAAAAACAGAACAUUUAAAUAAAUAAAAUGAACUUUCUGUUAUACACGUUGAUCAACACGUGAGGAACAAAACAAACGCCGGCCGAAAGAACAACAACAACAACAACAAGGAUUGUGGGAGGCGGUAGGAACUGUCCAUACAGCUUUGGGAAUCUGUGUCUUCCCUUAUUUUCUGUUUCCAGGAACCAAUCAGCUCGCGGUCAUAUCACAUGUGACCUCCGGCUGGGGGCGGAGCUACAACACGCUCCAUGUUUGUUUUUAACAAAUCGAGCCGUAGCGUAGGACCAGAUAAUGUGUCGAAUAAAAGAAUAGAUAGUGGUGAACACAUUCCUUUUGUUUCUAUUUUCCUUUAUUUUUAUUUCCUGGAGUUGCGUAAUCAUUUCAUCUCAACACAACAAAGACAAAACAAUAACAACAAUAUGAGUUUUUACAAAGAGCGACUGAAACUAAACAUCCAUUCGCGUCUGCUAAAUGAUACCGUGCUAAGCUUGUGCUAAGCUUGUGCUAAGCGUGUGCUAAGCGAGUGCUAAGCGUGUGCUAAGCAUGUGCUAAGCGUGUGCUUAGUGCAUGCUAUGCGUGUGAUAAGUGUGUGCUAAGCGAGUGCUAUGCGAGUGCUAUGCGUGUGCUAAGCGUGUGCUAAGCGAGUGCUAAGCGUGUGCUAAGCGUGUGUUUUGUACAAUGUAAAUGUUUUCCUACUCAUGAGUAAAUAUGACGACGUCAUUCUGUUUUUCUAUAUUUCAUAAAGACUUCCUGAACGUUCCGACUCCAGUAAAGCUUUUCACAGCUCUAUUUUAUUAUUGUUGUUGUUGUUGUUGUGAUGAAUGCUAACCCCGCGCUGCUUGGAGCUGCUGUGUCUGUGUGAAGCUAACACUUAAAAAAAGAAAGAAAAAAAACAUGAAAAGCCUUAUCGUUGUUUAAAACGUGCAGCAGCCGUGAGGUUCGUUUGGGGGCGGAGCUCCAGGAGUGACGACUUCCUGACAAGAUAUUAAAAACUGAGAAUAAAUAUAUAUAUUUCGCCGGAGAAAAUUCAUUCGGAAGAAAAUCAUUUUUUGGGUCUAGACUCCGCCUCUGUCUGAUUGGUCGUUCUGAGCUCCGCCCCCUGAGAUGUGAGGCUCUGGCCCUUCUAUGCAACUCACAGGUUCCUGUCGACUGUCAUCACUGCCUUUAGACAGAGAAUGUUUUGGUACGCUAUAUUUUUGUAUAUUGUACAUUAUGAAAUAAACCGUGAUGCCAACGAGG